AUGCUACUUCCACAACAGGUUCUUUGUACUGUAUUUUCUCAGUAUGUCCAAACUUAUUCAGGCAGCGCAAGCGGGUACAAGCGAUUGAUCAUAGCGUGCAGUGAAAGCACCUUCUCUUUCAGCUCCCAUAAGCACCCAUUUUUAACAAUGAAGCUUGAGAUUUGUUCAUUUUCUGGUUAUAAGAUCUACCCUGCCAAGGGUAAGACCUAUGUUCGUCUUGACUCCAGAACUUUCCGUUUCAUCAACGGUAAGGCCGCUUCCUACUUCCUCCAACGUUUGAACCCUCGUAAGAUCAGAUGGACUCAAAUCUACCGUCGUUUGAACAAGAAGGGUAUGACUGAAGAAGUUCAAAAGAAGCGUUCUCGUCGUACUGUCAAGCACGAACGUGCUAUUGUUGGUGCCUCUUGGGAUGCUAUCCGUGCCAAGCGUAAUCAAAAGCCUGAUGCUCGUGCUGCUGCUCGUCAAGCUGCUAUCUCCAAGUCUAAGGAAGCUAAGAAGGCCGCUGUUGCUGCUAAGAAGGCCGCUAACCCUAAUCCUUCUCAACCCAAGGUCAGCAAGCAACAAGCUAAGGGUUUUGCCCCUAAGGCUGCCGCUACCUCUCGUUAA
Messenger RNA from Mycotypha africana, 606 nucleotides. Its product is annotated as ribosomal protein L24e-domain-containing protein. The record is from RefSeq and is a predicted model, not a curated record. Gene Ontology annotation, biological process: cytoplasmic translation. The coding region runs from base 1 to 606 and encodes 201 amino acids. The transcript has 6 exons. Gene Ontology annotation, cellular component: cytosolic large ribosomal subunit. NCBI's taxonomy places the organism in Eukaryota, Fungi, Mucoromycota, Mucoromycetes, Mucorales, Mycotyphaceae. Gene Ontology annotation, molecular function: mRNA binding; structural constituent of ribosome.